This is a messenger RNA of Penicilliopsis zonata CBS 506.65, 2118 nucleotides long. RefSeq lists its product as hypothetical. Gene Ontology annotation, biological process: cellular response to heat; protein stabilization; protein folding. The transcript is spliced from 2 exons. The record is from RefSeq and is a predicted model, not a curated record. The coding region runs from base 1 to 2118 and encodes 705 amino acids. Lineage: Eukaryota; Fungi; Ascomycota; Eurotiomycetes; Eurotiales; Aspergillaceae. Gene Ontology annotation, cellular component: protein-containing complex; plasma membrane; cytosol. Gene Ontology annotation, molecular function: ATP binding; ATP hydrolysis activity; ATP-dependent protein folding chaperone.
AUGUCUGCGGAAACCUUUGAGUUCCAGGCUGAGAUUUCUCAGCUGCUCUCGCUGAUUAUCAACACUGUCUACUCGAACAAGGAGAUCUUUUUGCGAGAACUCAUUUCCAAUGCCUCGGAUGCUCUCGACAAGAUCCGCUAUGAGUCCCUCUCGGACCCCUCCAAGCUCGACUCGUGCAAGGACCUCCGCAUUGAUAUCAUCCCCGACAAGGAGAACAAGACCCUCACCAUCCGGGAUACCGGUAUCGGUAUGACCAAGGCUGACCUGAUCAACAACCUGGGUACGAUUGCCCGCUCCGGUACCAAGCAGUUCAUGGAGGCUCUGACGGCCGGUGCCGACAUCUCCAUGAUCGGUCAGUUCGGUGUCGGUUUCUACUCUGCCUACCUCGUGGCCGACAAGGUCACCUUCAUCUCCAAGCACAACGAUGACGAGCAGUACAUCUGGGAGUCCGCCGCCGGCGGUACCUUCACCCUGACCCAGGACACCGAGGGCGAGCCCCUGGGCCGUGGAUCCAAGAUCAUCCUCCACCUCAAGGAGGAGCAGCUUGACUACCUCAACGAGAGCCGCAUCAAGGAGGUCGUCCGCAAGCACUCCGAGUUCAUCUCCUACCCCAUCUACCUCCACGUCCUGAAGGAGACCGAGAAGGAGGUCCCUGACGAGGACGCCGAGGAGGAGACCAAGGUCGAGGAGGAGGGCGAGGAGAAGAAGCCCAAGAUCGAGGAGGUCGAUGACGAGGAGGAGGAGAAGAAGGAGAAGAAGACCAAGAAGAUCAAGGAGUCCAAGAUCGAGGAGGAGGAGCUCAACAAGACCAAGCCCAUCUGGACCCGCAACCCGGCCGACAUCACCCAGGAGGAGUAUGCCGCCUUCUACAAGUCGCUGUCCAACGACUGGGAGGACCACCUGGCUGUCAAGCACUUCUCCGUCGAGGGUCAGCUCGAGUUCCGCGCCGUCCUCUUCAUCCCCAAGCGCGCUCCCUUCGACCUGUUCGAGACCAAGAAGACCAAGAACAACAUCAAGCUUUACGUCCGCCGUGUCUUCAUCACCGACGAUGCCACCGACCUCAUCCCCGAGUGGCUCAGCUUCAUCAAGGGUGUCGUCGACUCCGAAGAUCUGCCCCUCAACCUGUCUCGUGAGACCCUCCAGCAGAACAAGAUCAUGAAGGUCAUCAAGAAGAACAUCGUCAAGAAGACCCUUGAGCUCUUCCAGGAGAUCUCCGAGGACCGCGAGCAGUUCGACAAGUUCUACUCGGCCUUCAGCAAGAACAUCAAGCUCGGUAUCCACGAGGAUGCUCAGAACCGCCCGGCUCUGGCCAAGCUUCUGCGCUUCCAGUCGACCAAGUCUGGUGACGAGGCCACCUCCCUCACCGACUACGUCACUCGCAUGCAGGAGCACCAGAAGCAGAUCUACUACAUCACCGGCGAGUCCAUCAAGGCUGUCGCCAAGUCCCCCUUCCUUGACACCCUCAAGCAGAAGGACUUUGAGGUUCUCUUCCUCGUCGACCCCAUUGACGAGUACGCCUUCACCCAGCUCAAGGAGUUCGAUGGCAAGAAGCUUGUCGAUAUCACCAAGGACUUCGAGCUCGAGGAGACCGAGGAGGAGAAGGCCGAGCGUGAGAAGGAGGAGAAGGAGUUCGAGGACCUGGCCAAGAGCCUGAAGAACAUCCUCGGCGAAAAGGUCGAGAAGGUCGUCGUCUCCCACAAGCUCGUCGGCGCCCCCUGCGCUAUCCGUACCGGCCAGUUCGGUUGGUCCGCCAACAUGGAGCGUAUCAUGAAGGCCCAGGCCCUCCGUGACACCUCCAUGAGCUCUUACAUGUCUUCCAAGAAGACCUUUGAGAUCUCCCCCAAGUCUCCCAUCAUCAAGGAGCUCAAGAAGAAGGUCGAGACUGACGGCGAGAACGACCGCACCGUCAAGUCCAUCACCCAGCUCCUCUUCGAGACCUCCCUCCUUGUCUCCGGCUUCACCAUCGAUGAGCCCGCCAGCUUCUCUGAGCGCAUCCACAAGCUCGUCUCCCUCGGCCUCAACAUUGAUGAGGAAGCUGAGGUCCCCGAGGACAAGCCUGCCGAGGAGCCCGUCACCGCCGAGGUUACCGGCGAGAGCGCCAUGGAGGAGGUUGACUAA